Funneliformis geosporum is the source of this 2715-nucleotide messenger RNA. NCBI's taxonomy places the organism in Eukaryota, Fungi, Glomeromycota, Glomeromycetes, Glomerales, Glomeraceae. The record is from the annotation of a GenBank genome assembly.
AUGUCGCAAGCAAGUACACGCAAUGAUAUUAACUGGACUGCUAAUAAAGUACGAUCUACUUUUAUUUCAUACUUUGAGUCAAAAGGCCAUAAACACACCCCUUCCUCUUCAACUAUUCCUUUCGACGACCCUACCUUAUUAUUUGCUAAUGCAGGAAUGAAUCAAUUCAAGUCAAUAUUUUUGGCCACUAUUGAUCCAAAUUCAGAAUUUGGUAAACUGAAAAGAGCGGUUAAUAGUCAAAAAUGUAUUCGUGCAGGUGGUAAGCAUAAUGAUUUAGAAGAUGUUGGAAAAGAUGUCUACCAUCAUACAUUUUUCGAAAUGUUGGGAAAUUGGUCAUUCGGAGAUUAUUUUAAGAAAGAGGCUAUUACCAUGGCAUGGGAACUUUUAAUCAAAGUAUAUGGACUUCCAAAAGAUCGUCUUUAUGUAACCUAUUUUGAAGGUGAUGAAAAAUUAGGUUUACCUGCUGAUUUAGAAGCAAAGCAAUUUUGGCUGGAUGUUGGAAUCGAGGAAGGGAGAUUGAUUCGUGGAAACUCCAAGGAUAAUUUUUGGGAGAUGGGCGAAAUUGGACCUUGUGGGCCAUGUUCUGAAAUUCAUUUUGAUCGUAUUGGUGGUCGUGACGCAUCUCAUUUGGUUAAUAAGGAUGAUCCUAGUGUACUAGAAAUUUGGAAUCUAGUAUUUAUUCAAUUUAACCGCGAAUCAGAUGGAUUACUUCGUUCAUUACCUAGUAAACAUGUUGAUACUGGAAUGGGAUUGGAACGUGUCGUUUCAUGUUUACAAAAUAAAUUUUCAAACUACGAUACAGACAUAUUUUCACCUUUAUUUAAUAAAAUACAAGAGUUAACUGGAGCUAGACCUUAUUCAGGUAAACUAGGAGCAGAUGACACGGAUGGUUUGGAUAUGGCAUAUCGCGUAAUUGCAGAUCACGUGAGGACUUUGACUUUUGCUAUUACCGAUGGUGGUGUACCGAGCAAUGAGGGUCGUGGUUACGUUUUAAGGCGAAUUUUGAGACGUGGUGCACGUUAUGCUCGAAAAAAAUUUAAUGUACAAAUUGGUCAUUUCUUUUCCAGUUUAGUUGACACGGUUGUUAAUGAAAUGGGAGUAGCUUUCCCUGAGAUAACGCAGCGCGUCACUGAUGUUAAAGAAAUUCUUGAUGAAGAGGAAGAAUCAUUUUCUCGAACUUUAGAUCGUGGAGAAAAACUCUUUGAUACAUAUCUCCAAAAAGCUAAGCAAGCCAAUGCAGGAUUGCUUCCUGGAACUGAUGUAUGGCGAUUAUAUGAUACAUAUGGAUUCCCAGUUGAUUUGACACGCCUUAUGGCCGAAGAAAACGGACUUGGAGUUGAUGAUCAGGAAUUCAUAAGAGAACAAGAAAGGGCCAAGGCACUAAGUCGUAACGCUCGUUCUUCUGGUGGUAAUGAUCAAGUAGUUGUCGCAUUGGACAUGCAUGACCUCGCAAAAAUUGAAGUGGAGAAAAUAAUUUCAACAACUGAUGAUUCUUUCAAAUACCAAAGCGGCAAUAUAAAUGCUACGAUUAAGGCGAUAUACUAUAAUCAUACAUUCCUUCAAUCUUCUAACGAUAUACCUUCCGAUAAAAGUUUUGGUAUUCUUCUUGAUCGUACAAAUUUCUAUGCUGAACAAGGAGGUCAAACAUACGACACUGGUUCUAUUACUAUAGACGGACAGGCUGAAUUUGUCGUUGAAAAUGUGCAAGUUUUUGGUGGUUAUGUCUUGCACAUUGGUUAUUUAAAAUAUGGAAACUUAAAUGUUGAUAAUGAAAUUGUUGCCACUUAUGAUGAAUUACGACGAUGGCCGUUGAGAAAUAAUCACACAGCUACACAUAUUCUCAACUAUGCGUUACGUGAAGUUUUGGGUAAUUCUAUUGAUCAAAAAGGAUCUCUUGUUGCACCAGAAAAAUUAAGAUUUGAUUUUUCAUUUAAAAAAGGUGUUGCGAAUAAUGAACUUUCUAAAAUUGAAUCAAUUUCAAACGAAUUUAUAAAAAAAAAUCACAAGGUAUAUUCUAAAGACCUUCCAUUACCAACUGCUAAAGCAAUACAUGGACUUCGUGCUGUUUUUGGUGAAGUUUAUCCAGAUCCUGUAAGGGUUGUUUCUAUUGGAUACGACGUAAAAGAUAUAGUGACUGAUGUUUCUAAUCCUAAAUGGGGAGAAACUUCAAUAGAAUUUUGUGGUGGAACACAUGUCGCGAAAACAGGUGAUAUCAAAUACUUUAUUAUCCUGGAAGAAUCAGGUAUCGCCAAAGGUAUUCGCAGGAUCGUUGCUGUCACGGGAGAAGAGGCACAACAGGCUCAAAGAAUUGCUGACGAUAUUUCAGCUCUUAAAAAAGCGGAAUUUCGUGAAAAAAUACAAAGUCUCAAGAAAGCUUUCAUAGAAGCUGAUAAAGCAGAGAAAGCUGCUCGAACAAAAGAGGCAAUAGACGCGAUAAAUACUUAUUUUGAACAAAAUCCAGAUUAUCCUUAUCUAAUUCAAAAGCUGGACGUUGGAUCCAAUACAAAAGCUAUUGCAAAUGCUAUUGCUCAUGUUAAAACUAAUUUAAAAGAUAAAGCUUUAUAUAUUUUUUCGGUUGAUGAAAGUUCUGGUAGAAUCACUCAUUCUUGUUGUGUAGGUAAGCCUUUAACUGAAAAGGGGCUAAAGGCUAGUGAAUGGGCCAAGACUGUUUCAGAAACUGUCGGAGGAAAGCGACUAAAUAUUCAAUGUUACUAG